CAAUAAUGGAACAAACUGGACAUACAGUCGACCUUGCAGAGAUAGAUCCAAGCGAACUCAGUGCUGAAGAAAUUGAGAAAGAAGGCUGGCUGUAUAAAGAAUCAAGAUUCUGGAAAGUCUGGAGGAAAAGAUGGUGAGUACUCACUAAGAAAAAUAUCACAUUUGGAGGAAAAACUAUGCCGACUUCUCACUCUUGGCUAUUUACAUUUGAUUCAGAAUCCUGGCAAACAGAUGGAAAACCACCUACAGAAAAGAUAUGAAUGGGGCUUUGAAGAACAGUCAAGAGCAUUGAGGAUGAGGUUAAUAAAGAGAAUGCCUUCAAGAUUGAUAUUGAUGGGACUCCCUUCAGAUUCCAAGCAGAAUCAUAUGCUGAUAAGGAGCAAUGGAUUGGAGGACUAGGACGAGCAAUGAUUAAGAAGACUGUAAUGCUAGACAACCAAAUGGACAACCUUCCUGACUUUUUAUAGGCAGCACUCUUUUUAAUUCUACAAUAGUACAAUUAAUAUUCCUAUCAACUCAAAAUAUAAGUUUC
Molecule: messenger RNA, 532 nt
Organism: Moneuplotes crassus
Lineage: Eukaryota; Ciliophora; Spirotrichea; Euplotida; Euplotidae
Source: the annotation of a GenBank genome assembly